This is a messenger RNA of Lampris incognitus (smalleye Pacific opah), 2770 nucleotides long. It is a transcript of the gene rnf121, whose product is annotated as ring finger protein 121. The record is from RefSeq and is a predicted model, not a curated record. Gene Ontology annotation, molecular function: ubiquitin protein ligase activity; metal ion binding. Lineage: Eukaryota; Metazoa; Chordata; Actinopteri; Lampriformes; Lampridae. Bases 126 to 1124 code for a protein of 332 amino acids. The transcript has 9 exons. Gene Ontology annotation, cellular component: Golgi membrane; endoplasmic reticulum membrane.
CCGUCACGACUGCAAUCCAGUAGGAAAUCGGGACAGAGAAUUGGCCUGACAGUCCGUGUCAGGGAACAAAUGUCCCACGGCUCGGAGUGAGGUUACACGGAACAUGAAGAGCAGCACUCCCGAACAUGGCGGGGGUGUUUGAGGUGGAGGUUGACGGUGUGGAGCACGACCACGGACUGGAGCAUCACGAUGAAUCAAAUCAGAUCGACCUGGCCAAGCUUUCACCAGAAGAAAAGUGGAGGAUGGAGCAUGCAAAAAUGCAUGCCAAACACAAGGGCCAUGAGGCCAUGCACGCUGAGAUGGUGCUGAUCUUGAUCGUCACUCUUGUCAUCGCCCAGCUUGUCCUUGUGCAAUGGAAACAGAGGCACGCCAAGUCAUACAACUUGGUCACUCUGUUCCAGAUGUGGGUAGUCCCUCUCUACUUUACCACAAAACUUCAUUGGUGGAGGUUCCUGACCACAUGGUUUAUCUUCUCUGUCAUCACAGCGUAUGUGUCCUACUGUGCCACCCGUAAGCCACUAGACUGUACUACACCUAGAUUGGUUUAUAAAUGGUUUCUCCUCCUCUACAAGAUCAGCUAUGCCACAGGAAUAGUUGGCUACACGGUGGUCAUGUUCACACUGUUUGGUAUAAACUUAAUAUUCAGAAUAAAACCAGAGGACGCAAUGGACUUUGGUGUUUCUUUGCUGUUCUAUGGUCUGUAUUAUGGUGUCCUUGGGAGGGACUUUGCAGAAAUGUGUGCAGACUUUAUGGCUUCUACUGUUGGGUAUUACAGUGCAUCUGGUAUGCCAACCAAGCACCUCUCUGACAACAUCUGUGCUGUGUGUGGUCAGCCAAUCCUUGUGGAUGUCAGCGAAGAGGGGAUAAUUGAGAACACGUACAGAUUGUCCUGCAACCAUGUAUUCCAUGAAUUUUGCAUAAGAGGAUGGUGCAUUGUGGGGAAGAAGCAGACAUGCCCCUACUGCAAAGAGAAGGUGGACUUGAAGAGGAUGUUUAGUAACCCUUGGGAGAGGCCACACGUCAUGUACGGGCAACUUUUGGACUGGCUUCGAUACCUAGUGGCCUGGCAACCUGUGAUCAUUGGAUUUGUGCAAGGUAUCAACUACAUCCUUGGUCUGGAGUGACCUGCGACCCUGGCAGAGAUGAACACACAUACGCUAUACGGAGAAGACGUUGCACUGGCUCAAAAGACUGGGGGGCCUAAAAAUGGACUGAAACAUGGAUUUAAAAUGUGUCUAUACCUGUACCUUUUGUAUAUAUUUAUAGGCACAAAACUUGUGAUCUGAAUUUGGAUGUCUCUUUUAACCAGUUAUGUUUCUGCUUCACACAACAUUACACCUUAAUAAUUAUUUUAUGUACCAGAUGGCCCCGUAAUGCGGUUCUCCGUUUUAAUAGAGGUGCUUUUUCCCUAUUUAUGUCUAAAGUAUUUCUUUUAAUGUGUUGGGUUCACAGUAAUGAAUAGUUAAGGGACACUAUCAGGGUUACUUCCUUUCUCAGUGCAGUCACUCCCCAUGCCUCCAAAAUACAUCUACGUCACACUCCAGAAACUUGAAUUUAAGUUGUUGGGAUUUGUUUUGUUUUGUCCAUUGUGACACUCGCAUGCAUCACUCCUCCAUCAAAUACUUGUUGGUCAUGUUUAAGUGUUUCCAGAAUGUUUGAUUUUAGACAUUGGUAAAAAUUCCCUGUGGUGCAGGAGUGACCAGUGUGUCUUUCCAUCUCCGUACGUGCAGCGAGUGAGUCAGUUGAGGCUCCGUCAGCCUGAACUGCAUGUAGCUCCGCCUUUUCAACGUUCAAGCCAUUUCUUUCAUGAAUACAAGGUCAGAAAACGUGCUGUGCAACACCACCGUUGAGAACAGCUGCUAUUAAAUACACAUGCAUACUGAAUAUUCCUCAGGAUUUUUUUAAAAUGAAAAUGUAAUUGUAUUGUUGUUAACAAGGCCAUAUUCUUAGAAUUCAAUUUUUUUUUCUUUAAUGUAGAUAUUUAUGGCUGUUUUGUGAACACGUUAAGAUUUGAUUUUUUAAAAGCUCGUUUUCCAGUUUUUGAACAACUUCUUCCACAGUUAAUGCAUCAAAACUGUCCCUGUCUUUAAGAAACUAUAAAUUUGACUGGCCAAGUUAACAAUACUGAACUGAAUUGCCAUACAAUGCCACAUUUCACCGGGUUUGUCAUUUCAAUUACUAGGUACAGCGGUGCCAUCUGUUAAAUGGGCUCCUGUAUCGCCGCUUUGUGUUUUUCUUUCAGAUUUGUUAGUGAGGCAUCCUUUUGGCAUAUUCGUGGUUAAAAUGAGGAAUGUGUUCUUUUACUGAAAUGUUUGCAAACAAAGCUAUGAAAAGGUUAGAAAGAGUACCUAAGUGGCAGCCGUAAGGGAAGUACAAUACAGUGUUACCGACUUGUCAGCUGGCUGAAACAGUGUCAGUGUGUGGUGGGAGAGUGCUAGUCUUUUUUCUGUGUGUGCAUCAUGUGGUGUCUUCCAUCCAUCAUCUCUUAUUAGCGCACGUCCCAGUCCAGAGUUGCUGGAAGAUAAGUGUUUAAUGGUUUUUCUUGGAAGUACUGAUCUCCGUACAACACAUACUUGUCGAUUCUCUGAAGGGGAGAUAGUCCCUUUGGAGGAGUGACCCACAGUUGAGCCCCUCUGUCUCAUUAACUCUGUUAGGGCUCAGUAAAUGACUGUAUGCAAGAUGGGGAGCAUUAUCUGAUCAUUUCUUUGUCAAUUCUUUUGACAUGUUUGGUUUUCAAGAAUGUCCUUUAAUAAAUGUCACAUGAACUAGA